AUGGACUGGGCCUGCAGCUGUGGACCGGGCCUGCAGCUGUGGACCGGGUCGCAGCUGUGGACCGGGCCUGCAGCUGUGGACCGGGCCUGCAGCUGUGGACCGGGCCUGCAGCUGUGGACCGGGCCUGCAGCUGUGGACCGGGUCGCAGCUGUGGACCGGGCCUGCAGCUGUGGACCGGGCCUGCAGCUGUGGACCGGGCCUGCAGCCGUGGACCGGGUCGCAGCUGUGGACCGGGCCUGCAGCCGUGGACCGGGUCGCAGCUGUGGACCGGGCCUGCAGCUGUGGACGGGGCCUGCAGCUGUGGACCGGACCUGCAGCUGUGGACCAUCCUGGACACUACUGUUAUCAGCAGGUGCUCUGAGCUAA
Knipowitschia caucasica is the source of this 366-nucleotide messenger RNA. Lineage: Eukaryota; Metazoa; Chordata; Actinopteri; Gobiiformes; Gobiidae. The record is from the annotation of a GenBank genome assembly.